AUGUGCAUACGAAACGCAGUCGGAAUACUGCUUAUAAGUACAAUAUUGCUAUAUGGACAUAUCCAACGGUGUCAUGCCUACACACAAGUCUCGACCAGUGGCAAUGGCGAGCACAGUGGAGAUGGACCAAAAAUUUAUAAAGCGUUAAAUUUUGACUUGGUUUUCCCCAAGAGUUUCAACUCUACCGAAACAGUCACUCCAAGCGCCUCACCCUCUGCCUCCUUAGGUAUUGAUUCAUCUGACUUGGUGUCUGAUGGCCUGGUUGACCGGCGACAAUAUAAUCCGCUGUCACAAUCAAAUGAACAAACAAAUCGAGAUGAUGGUGAUAAGGGACAAGCACUCCUAUAUAUUACACCAUCACCUAAUGAGGCUGCUCUUUACCAGACACCCAACACAAACACCAACACCCACCAAAAUGAGGACGACGGUACACAAGUGGUUACACAAAAUCCCAUAAAUAUUCAGCAGCAACGAAAUGAUAACAGCAACAAUAGUGCAGCCAUGGAGCAAGAACAACAAAAUAUUGCUACUGGUCGUGCUGUCGAUUAUCGUAGUGGUUAUCCCUUUGGUCAACUUAUCACGCCAUUAAUCAAAAAUGCACCACGUCCCGUGUACAGCAGUGACAAUAGUAAGACCAUACCCAUGCCAACAUCAUUAUACUCUUCAGCGACAACGAAUGUUGGCAAACAAGUGGUCUAUCCCCCAGUUGCAUAUCAGCGAAAGCCGCCAAGUCGAGCAGAAAUUGAUAAGCUACGCGGUCGAGGACCUAUUAAAGAUAGAUUUACACCCAGUGAAGCUGUGGCAUCUCAUCAAAUAAAAUCGGCUCAUAAUCACAAUCAUGACCAUCACAAUCAUUCUCCCACCUAUACUAAUGCUGGCAAAACGGCCGCCUCCUCGAAUGUGGUAAAUACAUACGUUCCACCCGCAAACUUGUACUCCUUUCCACCAAACAACAUCAACUAUCCGUUGCCUUCAUCAAAGGACAAUAAGUUAGCAAUGCCGAGCAAUGUUGUAAAUUCAUAUGCACCACCCGCAUCAGGCAUCGACGAUUCGGGGUACAAAUAUCAGGGACCUCUAAAUGUAGGCUACUUGCCGUCCAUUAAUUAUGACAAUGAUAGUGGCAAGGGUGAUAGUGAUGGGGAUACAAAAGACCAAAAGGACAACAGUGAUAGUGACACAGAAACCGGCGAUGAUUCAAUUGGAGUUUUACCAGCUAGUGCGAUGGGUGGUGACAAUAACUCCGGGGAUACAAUGGAUCAAAUGAAAAUGAAAGAUGCAGAUUCCAGUGACGGGCAUCAUCAUGAUGACCAUGAAUACGACACUGAAAAGGAAUAUCCAACUCCUCCACCAGAAUGGUUAAAAGCACACCCUGAGGCCCAAAAUGAACAUCCCCCACAUGAUAUGGACGAUCAUGCACCAACAGAUAUGGACCAUGAUCAUUCUGCAGAUAUGGACCAUGAUCAUGACCAUACAUCUGAUAUGGACCAUGAUCAUCAUCAUCCCGAUAUUAUAUUCGAUCAUCAGCACGAUCAUGAUCAUUAUUUUCCCUAUCAUCACUCAUUCCCUUCAUUUCCGGUAUAUCCACAUUAUCCAGAAAUAAUUUACGACGAUCAUCAUGACCACCAUCAUCAUCACGUAGAACCGCCCACAACAACUACAGAGGCUCCACCACCAGAACCUCCUCCAGAACCACGUGUUAAAAAGUACAGUUACUUCUACAUAGGCCGUAAACUGUGGUACAUUCCACUGUACUUCACUGUUUGGUUCAGUUUCUACGUCCUAUGGCUAAUUUUAAAAUCGAUCGCAAGACACAAGGUAAAUUUACCCAAUCAUUACGUCGCACGAAGAAGUAUCGAUGAACACAAUCUACCUAGAAACCGGGAAGAUGUCAUCAAUGAUUUGACUGUAUCGGUUAUGGAUAAAAUCGAUAAAUUCAAGAGAAAAUAUUUAAACUGA
This is a messenger RNA of Musca vetustissima, 1956 nucleotides long. Its product is annotated as LIM domain-containing protein A. The transcript is spliced from 5 exons. The record is from RefSeq and is a predicted model, not a curated record. Bases 1 to 1956 code for a protein of 651 amino acids. Lineage: Eukaryota; Metazoa; Arthropoda; Insecta; Diptera; Muscidae.